AUGACCAUGACUUUCUCAAAUCCUCCAUUAAAUACGUACAAACAUUUAUAUGAUCUAUACCAAGAUACACUCAAAUGUCCAUGUUCAAAUAUGGUAAUGCCUUAUCAUACAAUCGUCUCCAUGUCCCCAACUUUUCAUCAAGUUUGUUCCAGUAGUUUCGUCACUGAUACCUGGAUUUCUGCGGCUUCUAGUGAUGGCAUUGCUAAUAAUCCCAAUGAUUGGCGUCUUAUAGCUGGCAUACAAUUUCGAUUGUUAUCAAGCCUUUGUAAAUUAGUUCAGACAACAGUCAAUGAUGCUAUCAACUACUUUGUUGCACAAUCGUUUAUCACUUCAAAUCUCCUGAACGAAGAUGAAUUCAAUGCUCAGUUAAAUGAAACUAUUAGCCAAUUAAUUGAAUCAACAAACAUUCGUCAUAAAAAAAUCAUUAAUACCAUGAAACUGUUCAUGGAAGUUGAUCAGCCUUUUGGAGGGGUCUACGGGGACGAUUAUCAAAGUACCAACGCACGACUAUGGCUCAAUUACUACACAAAUGAAACAAACGAGUCACAAUUUCCACAACUGAAAUUCAUCCUCUCUGGCCUAUUCAACUCAACAUUCGGUGAUUGUAUUUGUGCUACUAAUUUUUAUUGUCAAGCACCAUCUAAAAUCUAUGAUUUAAAACCAUACGAGGGUAUUGAAUUAACUACGAAUGUGCUUUAUUCCAUACCAGGCAUGUUUGCAAGUUGCUUUCCUGUUGAUUCACUUUUUUACUCAACACUCGAAUGUUUUUAUUCGAGUUCGAAUUGUCUACCAAUUCUAUUGAACUAUAUGAAACAGACUUCAUUAGGCAGUGAUUUUACAAGCCAAGCCCUCAUUUAUGAUCCAGUUUCUAGUCGGUUUCCCCCGAAUACCACGGUUUCAGCGAUUAAUGAAGAAUUAAUGGUCGAAAAGUGGAAUAUUUCCUAUUCGUUCAAUAUAUAUUAUGAAAAAUGUUUACCAUCCUAUUGUACUUAUUCUUAUAAAGCACAUACAGAUAAUUUCCUUGGUAUACUAGUAACAAUGAUAUCUAUGAUUGGUGGUCUUACUGUAGUGUUACACCUAAUCACACCUCAACUCGUCAAAUUCGUCUAUUACAUGCUUAGACCAACUGUCCAAAGACAAGAACAAGGUAAUCGUGUAUGA
This is a messenger RNA of Adineta steineri, 1161 nucleotides long. The record is from the annotation of a GenBank genome assembly. NCBI's taxonomy places the organism in Eukaryota, Metazoa, Rotifera, Eurotatoria, Adinetida, Adinetidae.